ACUGUUUAAAUUGAAACAGUAUGUUUGCUGGACACUUCAUAAUUGGACUGGUAGUGGCUAUUAUUUUUGCACAAGAAACAGAUGCUGCUUGUUCCUUACCAACAAAGCUUACAAAUAGACAGUGGAAGUAUGCGUAUACAGACGUACAAAACAAAGAACAAACAAGUACAGUAACGUUUGAAACUACAACUAUUUCUUCUGGCAUCUCAUUCAAUGCACUUGGGACAACAAUAGAUGAAUGGAACUGUAUAUCUAGUUUACAGAUCUCAGAUACGGUAUCGGUGGCUGCUUUCAAAAGUACAGAACAUUAUAGUGAUUUCGAUGGGGUUAAUAGAUGGUUAUAUAUGUGUAUGAAAUUCACAAAAGUAUCAAACGACUUGUUUUAUUUUUAUCUAUUGUCGGACGUCGACAGUACUAUUUACCCCAAGGAGAGGAUAUACAACCCCCUUGUACAACCAGACGUAGACGGUGAUGUGUGCAGUACGUUUUGUUCUUACGCCGACCCAAAGCCAAACAUUCGUACGCUUCAAAAAGAAGGAACAAGUGAUGUGUUGCCCGACGAUGUAUCAUUAUGUGAACCUUGUGGCGAUUCUUGUGAAAAAGGUAUUUCAUCAAAUAUGUUUUAAUUUUGCAAUAAUAAAGUUG
Molecule: messenger RNA, 645 nt
Organism: Mytilus trossulus (common blue mussel)
Lineage: Eukaryota; Metazoa; Mollusca; Bivalvia; Mytilida; Mytilidae
Exons: 5
Coding region: 21-626 (201 amino acids)
Source: RefSeq, a predicted model, not a curated record